Pteronotus mesoamericanus is the source of this 1830-nucleotide messenger RNA. It is a transcript of the gene ZNF354C, whose product is annotated as zinc finger protein 354C. Gene Ontology annotation, cellular component: nucleoplasm. The transcript has 5 exons. The record is from RefSeq and is a predicted model, not a curated record. The coding region runs from base 194 to 1771 and encodes 525 amino acids. Gene Ontology annotation, molecular function: DNA-binding transcription repressor activity, RNA polymerase II-specific; RNA polymerase II cis-regulatory region sequence-specific DNA binding. Gene Ontology annotation, biological process: regulation of transcription by RNA polymerase II. Lineage: Eukaryota; Metazoa; Chordata; Mammalia; Chiroptera; Mormoopidae.
UAGUUCCCCUGGGGUCUGUGGCGUUGCUGGAGCGCUAAGGCCUUUUCGGGCUCGUGGUGCAGGCUCCGCUGGGGCGCCCAGCUUUGGGCUGUAAAGCUCCCCUGCCUCCCCUGGGCUGCGGCGGUGUCAGCGCCCGCCUCCGUAUCGACCCUGAAAACACUCUGCUCCCCUUCGGCAGGAAACUAAGGAAAGAAUGGCCAUGGAUUUGCUGCCUGCGCAGGGGACAGAGUCCGUGACGUUCGGGGACGUGGCCGUGCUCUUCAGCCAGGACGAGUGGCUGUGCCUGGGCCCUGCGCAGAGAACCUUGUACCGGGAGGUGAUGCUGGAGAACUACCACAGCCUGGCGUCCCUGGGGACUGCGUCUCCCAUGCCAGAGGUGAUCUGCCUGUUGCAGCAAGGAAAAGAUCCCUGCCCAGUGGACGGAGUAGUUCCUCCAGACCCUUGGCGAGAUUUCAAGACUUGGCCUGAAAUAGAAGCAUUGCCUCCCCGACAGGACAUUUUUGUAAAAGAAACAUCUCAGGGAAUAAUAAAGAAAAAAUCCACUAAGUUUGGUUAUUGGGGCAUCAAGUUUGAAGAAGUUUUGGAAUUUGAGAGCAGAGCAGGACAAGAACAACAGAAGAAACCUUUUAGGCAAAUGGUAGCCUCACACAAGAAAACCAUCUGUAGUGAUAGAAACCACAUUAGUCUUGAAUUAGAGAAAGGCUUAUUUAUAAAUACAGUUCUCGUUACACAACAAAGUGCUCCUAUAGAAAGGACACCUAAUAUAUAUUAUACUUUUGGGAAAGAUUUUAAACAGGAUUUUGAUACAGUGAAAUGCUCCCAAAUUUAUUCUGGAGAAAAACCUCAUAUUUGUAACGCUUGUGGGAAAAGCUUCAGUCAGAGUCUUCAUCUUACUGAACACCAGAGAAUUCAUACCAGUGAGCAAUACAACAAAUGUAAUGAGUGUGGGAAAAAUUUCAGCCAUAGAUCAUCCCUUCUUGUCCACCAGAGAAUUCAUACUGGAGAGAAACCAUACAAAUGUAAUGAAUGUGAGAAAGCAUUUAGCAGCAGUUCAACUCUUAUCAAACAUCUGAGAGUGCACACUGGAGAGAAACCCUAUCAGUGUAAGGAGUGCAGUAAAGCCUUUAGCCAGCGCUCAACCCUUACUGUACAUCAGAGAAUCCAUACUGGAGAGAAACUCUAUAAAUGUGGUGACUGCGAGAAGGCCUUCAGCUGUAGAGGAAAACUUUAUAGACAUCAAAGAAUCCAUACAGGUGAGAAACCCUAUAAAUGUCAUGAAUGUGGGAAAGGCUACAGCAAGCUUACUUAUCUGGCGAAACAUCAGAGGCUUCAUACUGGGGAACAACUGUGUAAAUGUUUGGAAUGUGGGAGAACUUUCACCUGCAUCUCAACUCUUGUUGAACAUCAGCAAAUUCAUACUGGACAGAAGCCCUAUCAGUGUAAUGAAUGUGGGAAAACCUUCAACCAGUAUUCAUCCUUUAAUGAACAUCGUAAAAUUCAUACUGGGGAGAAACUUUAUACAUGUGGAGAAUGUGGGAAAGCCUUUGGGUGCAUAUCCAACCUUUAUAGGCACCAGAGAACUCACACUGGAGAGAAGCCCUAUCAGUGUGGACAGUGUGGGAAAUCUUUCAGCCAAUAUUCAAUCCUAACUGAACAUGAGAGAAUUCAUACCAGAGAGAAACUCUAUAAAUGUGUGGAAUGUGGGAAAGCCUACAGUUAUAGAUCAAACCUAUGUAGACACAAAAAAGUUCACACUAAAGAAAAAGUCUAAAUGGAAGGAAUAUGGGGUCAGAGAUUUAUUAGAGGAGGUAAGCCCUGUGGAGUUUUAAU